AACGCUAAGUUACGCUUGUUUCGAUCUUUGUCAUAAAUAUGGUGUAUAUAAUGGUUAGUCUAGGGUACAGAAAACCGUAGCAGUGAGAUAUUCAAAUUAUGUGCAACGAUAAUCUGAAGAAUCUAAUAUAAAUCGAGUAUUUGCGUAGUGAGAACUGUGAGAAAUUCUCGUGUGGCUCGUCUGGUUAAACUCAUCGAUUGUCCUCUGACGUAUGCUGGACUUAAAAUGGGUGUGUAUUUCCAUGAUCGUACGUUAUCAGUUAUGUUAGCGAUUGUUUUAUGAAACAUUGAAUCGACAGAGUGGGUAGCUGAUGCGUAAUCACGUAAGAGAGUUUGGAAUUAAAACGUAACUAGUCUCAUCUUUGGAAGAUAAAGGAUACACCUUAUGUAUCACAAUGGCACCUAAAAAUGUUGCUAAACAGAACGACUGUAGUACUCCAAUGAUUCCUUUACGACGUUCAGGUUAUUCACGUGAAAGUUUAGGAAGAUAUUCAGAACGAUCUUUACAUUCUACUUAUUUGGGACGGUAUGGUGGUGGGAGCCAAUGCAAAGAUUGUAUGACUCGAAUACCUUAUGCAACUCUCAUUGCAACCAUCAUGUGCAUUGUUGGUGUAGGAGUGUUUUGUGGUACUAUGUAUCGUGGUGCUACAUUAAGUGCUCUUAUGUUUGAUCAAGUAUUUCAUCUGCGUCUUGCAUGGCUAGAAGCAGUGCAACUAAUAUUUGUGGUUGUUGGAGCAAGCAUGGGAGCUUUAGGACUAAUGAUCCUGUUUGUGGGCUGCUUGGCAACUGGAGCAACAAGACAUAAAGUGUAUCGAGCGUGGAGAGCACGAGUCGGAGGCCGUAUCUCAUGUGCAGUUUUCAUGAGCAUCACAUAUGUUCUACAAAUAGCAUGGCUAUUAAUGUUGUGUUUCCUGGUCAUUGUCACACUCAUUUUCACCAUAUUUUGGUCUCUCUGCGCUAAUACAGAUGUACAAAACAACAAGAAAUGCAUUGACUUCAAACAGUUCGAUUUCAUGUUCCCAAACAACACAAGACCUCAAGAUAUGGAAGUAUGUGACACUCAUGAAAUCAAAUUGUUCUGCAAGGAUUAUGUGGAACGAGCUGAAGUGAUGUUCAUUCUUGCUACUGUGGCAUGCCUGCUUGUCAUCAUAAGUCUGAUUCACUACCUGAUGUGCCUUUCUGCCAACUACGCUCAUAUCCGAGAUCAUGAAAAGUUUCAGGAACUUCAAGAAUUGCAGUAUCUUCAAGACCCUGAACUAUCAGUGGCUGGAUCUAAAGAUCGUUUCUAGGUUACAGCUAUAGAUAUAUUCAAGGUGGAAGAAUAGGAGACACUGCCAUCCUAAGCUGUUGUUCUUGGUAUUCUAAAACACUGUUACAGUUAACGUUUGAAAAGAUAUAUUACAACUGUAUUACACUUUGAUUAUGAUAGGUCCUUCUUUGCACUUAGGCUUACUUUAUAGACGAUAACACUAGAAUGUGGAGAAGUUAUGUCUGUCAUUAUUUUACCUUCAUCAGCAGCGCACAGCUAUGCAAAUACUCUGAACUAUAUAAGCUAAUGAGGGCUAUUUCUUUACAUAAAGCCCAAAUACAUUUAUACAGAGUAAUUAAGGAAGAGUCUGCCAUACUUUGUGGGUACAUUUAUCAAGUGACUGUGAGUAAAUAAAGUUUUAAUAACAUAUUCUAAUUAAAAAUGCCAGAGUGUUCUCAGCCACUUCACAGAAUACUGCAGUAUGUACCACACAGGAAUAUGCCUUACUAACAUGUGCAUUCAGGUUGCACAAGGUUACUGAAAAGUUUUUGUAACAUGUUUCUCUAUUAGACAACACUUUAGUUUCUAUGAAGUAUUUAAUUAAAAUCACUUCUUGUAUGUAUUUGUGUUACUUCAAACUAUCAUGAGUCUUUGAAAAUUUCUGCCGUGGCCACUGUUACCCACUUAUUUUGUGGGUUUUAAGAAGCCAUGGCCUACUUCAGCCACCUGCCUUUAAGACCCAUGGUUAUGCUGCAAUCCUGCUGCAGAACCAACACUUCAGUAGAACUACCACUGCACACACCCUCAGUAGCUUCCCUAGAACCUUGCCCUUGGUAGUAUCAUCAAGAUAGGAAUGUUCAUUGCAUCCGUUGCUCUUUUGCUAUUUAAAGUUGCUCAUUUUAUGGCUGUUGGACCACAUCACUUUCCAGAAUUGACCUAUGUUAACAAGAUAUUUUCUGUCCAAAAUCACUUGAUUAUUGAACCCAUGAAGAUUAGCAGACUCUUCCUCAACCAUCUUGCAUAUGUGUAUCAAAGUAAAUAAAAAGUAUGCUUUAAAGCUUUCAGAGCAACUAAUAUAAAUAAAAUAAUCUUUAGCUGUCAGUUUGUUAAAAAUCAACAUUUCAAGGUACAACUCCGUCCCCAUCAUCAGGAUUUAAUAUAACAGUUCACCCAAACUGGCUCACAUUUAUACUGUCUCUUAUGGAAGUAUAAUUGAAUCACUGGGUAAUUUAGAUUUAAUAAGCAUAAUUUUAUAACCUUAAUACCUAAGUACAUUCCAACUGAUGAUGCCAGCAUCUAUGCCUGAUCUUCAAUGUUAAAAUGAUGUAAACAUCUCAGUGAAAAGAUGCUACACAUUUUAUAACAAUAUGCCUGUACAAAAUUUUUAGAAACAAAAUAAUAUGAAAUCUGUAUGUAUUAGUAUAUAUAAUUCAAUGGAAAUGAAAGGCUCUAUCAGUUUUUCACAGGUUCAUGGGAAAAGUCCAUUAGUUAUUUCCCAAAUUCACAUCCUGGCUAGUGACUAGUAUUUCCAUGAUUUUCCUUAGUUCAUACAGAUAACUUCAUGGAUGGAACUUAAAAUAGGUAUGACUGCUUCCUUUUUAAUGUCCUUAUUCAUCAUUCAUGAUCAUUCUCACAUUUCUUAUUCACUGUUGCAUAACUUCUGCUGUUCAAGUAUAACAAAUUAAGUAAACUCCUUCAUAUAAUGGUGGGUAGGUUAUCCAAGGUAACUUUGGACAUUCUUUGCAGGCUGCUAUAUAGUAUUAUCACAUAUGUGAAGAAUUGGAUUAGUAAAAAUUAAUUCUUUGAGUUAAUUUAACCAGAAUAUGUUCUAAAAGAGAAGCAGCUAUUAGAGUAUCCUUAAGUUAUUUUUAUAAUAGUCCACACUGCUGUUUUCCUUUCAUUGCCACUGAGUCAAAUGUGUCAGUGAAAUAUAUACCUGAAGCAUUCUACUCCAAUAAUUGAUAAAUUUUCAAUUUGAAAGUGGAGAAUUAGUAAGGUGUAGCACAGAAACUGGUAGGUACAUCUUGUCAGCAAAAUUUAUCUUUCUUUUAUGUCUGGACUAUAUGCCAGAUCUGUUUAUACCCCUUGAUUCCACAGUAUUCUCAUAUCUUCAUUUUCACAUCCUGACUUAGGUGUAUGUACGUUUCCUGUUGUUUCAAUGCCUUAUGUCUUCAUAAUGAGUAAUGUACAUGUAUACAAACUUCAUCAUAUCAUGUUCAUUCUUUGCCAAAAUGGGACAUCCUGAUGUUAGGUGGUCAAUAGUUUCUUCAUAUUCUUUAAAUAGUCAACAGCUGCUUUACUACUAAUUCAUUGCUGAAAGUGCUCAUUUGGACAUAUUCUGCUGGAAAUGAGGGUGUAUUGUCUCUUGCUGGAACAUGGCAUAUUCCUUUAGAUAGGCUUAAAGAAUUUGGGCACCUUCAUAUUCUUCAUAAUGAGAGAAGAUGUCUAUUCAGAGUGACUGAUGUAGCACGUUUUGUCACUGGUUUCUGCAACAUUUGUAGUCUGUACAGAUUGAAGGAUAAUCAUAUCCAUAACACAAUCCCUCACAAGUUGGUGCUUAAUUCUUCACUAACACUUGGUCUGCCAGUUUCCUUCAUGUGACUCAGUAGCUAGUCAUAACAAAGGUUAUGUGCCACUCAAGCAGAGAGCAUCUUGUGGGAGUAUUCUUCCACUUAUGUUGCUGACUUGGUUUCUUCAAAUCAGAACAUGCUGAACUCUUUUCACACCUGUAAAUAUCACUGUUUUAACAUUCCAUAUUGCAGUGCUACUGAUGACAUACUACAACUAAAGCUGAUGCAGUAAAAGUAAAGAAUUCAUGUACAGGGUACUGCAUUGAGCUGUGUGGAAUAGUAAAAUAAAUAAAUUAUAGUUUUAAAAACAUUUUUUCCCCUCUUAAUUUUAAAACAAUUGGUGUGAUUUUGAUACACUGGCACUUAAUGCUACACUGUAUUUUAUAAGCCAGAGGAACUGUAAAACAAUAGCAAUGCGGGUACAUGCAUUAACUGGCACUUCUGCCUUUCAAUACCCCUCUCUUAUCUAAGUCACUGGAAUUUUUAUAGUCUAUAAAUACUAAUUAAUUUCUCUCAAGUGUUAACUGGUUCUCAGACAUUCUCAAUAUUCCUUCUUCCCAUGCUAAAGUAUGUUUUAGUUCUGGAGUUAUGGGGGGAAAGAUAAGUUGAUUCAUUGUCAGAAUAUACAUUUGAUUUGAUAUACAUUGGGACAAGGGAAGUGAUCAUGCCUCCACCUCUUUACGGCAACCUUGAAACUGUGUCUGUGUAAAGAACAUGGUGUUUAUAACUUAUGCACACAAAAUUUAACCAUUCCCUACAACAUUCCAAUUAAGUUGUAUGUAAAUGUUUGAUAUGCAAUGAAAAUUUAGUGAGGGAAUACUGAAAAGCACUUGAAAGAUGCUGAAUAUUGUGAAUUUGAAAACUGAACACUGAUUUUAUGAACAGCAGCUGAUCACUGUGACAUUAAAGAGUAUACUUAAAUAUUCCAUUGUUAAUAUUGGGGGUAAUUGUGGUUUGCUGUUUGGCAUAAAAGCUCUUUAGAUGUAUUACGUAUAUGGCAUCAUUAAGCAGUAAAACAUCUUUGUUGCCAUUUGGUAAUGAGUUCAGAAUACAGUAUCUCUACAGACUGAGUAUUAUUGAAAGACUGUGAAGAAUAUACUGUUGUAUUUAAAGAAAUACAAUAAAAGUUACUUACACACACACACACACACAUUCAAUUAAGUGUAUGUAUUCGUUUAUUGGAUUGGAUUCUGCUGUACACAGGUACAAAGAAGGUGAAAGAUGACUGAGCUGGGUAUGGGACAAAAUGCAUUUUAGGAAUUCAAGGUGAAUCGCUGAUUGGCCUUCAUUUUUCAGUUUCACAUUCCACAAACAAACUGCCUCAACAGAAGUACUUAUUUUCAAAGACUAUUAUGACACAACAUUUUAGGACCUUAAUUAGGUGGUGUGUUACUACCACCUCAGAAGUUUGCACCAUUACCAUGUUGGUAUGAUCAAAGUCAGGCUAUGAAAAUCAGUUGGUUCAGAAGUUAUUCUGGAAGACUGACAAGAACAGGGUACCAUGAGCCUAUGUCUCAUCAUAAAAUAAGGAUUGUAUACUGAAAAGUUACUGUAAAUGGUUCUUUCACUUUUCAGUUAUACAUGUAACAGCCCUUGUCCCAACACAUGACAGUUUUUAAUGUAAGGCACAACUUAUGUACGUAAUGUGUGUACAUGUGUUACUGGUAUUAAUUUUUGUAAGUACAGUAAACCCUCAGCUAAUGUGGGGGUACAGUCCUUGAAUGUGGUGCAUACAGUGAAUCCACACUGAACAAACUUAAUAUUGAAGAUUUCUGUCUUCUGGGUUGUUGCGCCAUGUAGUCUGGUCGAUGCUAACCAAUGUUUCAGAGGUCAUACUGCCUCUGUCCAUCAUCAUCAUCGCCCUCUAGCUUCUGCAUCCAGACUGGCUCUGGGGCCUACCCAGCCUUCUGUCCAGUGGGUACUGGGGGUCCUUUCCCUGGGGGUUAUGUGUGGCCAGGGCGUAAUGCUGACCACUCACCCCUAACUAUUGCCGAGGUUACCUCUUCCCUGUGCACCUACAUGGCAUGUAAUAGGAUGGCUUUACUCUUCUUUUAUAUAUGCUGAAUAAAACAAAUCAAGUUGGGCAUAUAAAUACAUGCACAAAGGCUUCUUAAACAGCAGUCAUAUUUUUUCAUAUGCUACAGUGUGUUUUGCUGGCCAUGUAAAAUUUAAUUUUCCACAUUUAUUUUACGUGUAUAAUCAAAUCCUCAUUGGACAAACCUGAGUUGGAGGGUUUACUGUAUUCUAAAGUAGCUGAGUAUAUACAGCAGGAAAUUGCUUUGUUAAUAUUGUGUUUGUUGAUGAAUUAUCAGUAGUAAUGAUUAAGUAUAGCUGCAAAGUAAAGUUAAGACACAUUUAAGAAAUUAAAUAAAGUAAGGAAAAGACUUCAUUCAUAACACUGAGGUGCUUUUAUCAGCUUUGGAAGUAUAAAUAUUCAGUUACUUGCAUAUAAUCCAGAUGAAGGUCUCACAGAAGGAAGUGUCAGAUAUGUAAAUUCAUAACUGUGAAAGUUUAGUGGUGAAUAAAACAUUCAUAAGUUAGUGUGCCCGAAUCCUUUACUCUGAAAAAAUCUGUCUGCUUUCUUAUGUUAUCUAAUUUAAACAAGUUAGAUUUUAAGUUGGUAGGUCUUCUGAUUUAGUAUCUAGAACUUGGUGGAAGUUGAGAUAUAGCUUAAUGGGUCUUACUCUUAUGUGCUGUGUAAUAUUAAUUUUAAUCUGCAUUUCAGAAUGAAUAUUGAAUUAACACACAACUGCCAGACUUUUAUAAUUAAUGUCAUUUUUACUAUCAGUAUUUUUGUCACUUGUAAUCAUAUAUUCACAGAAAUUCUAUGUAAGACAACUGUAUUUUUUUAAAUAAACCAUAUAUUUUGUAUCAA
This is a messenger RNA of Zootermopsis nevadensis, 6693 nucleotides long. It is a transcript of the gene M6, whose product is annotated as neuronal membrane glycoprotein M6. NCBI's taxonomy places the organism in Eukaryota, Metazoa, Arthropoda, Insecta, Blattodea, Termopsidae. Gene Ontology annotation, biological process: neuron projection development. Gene Ontology annotation, cellular component: plasma membrane. The record is from RefSeq and is a predicted model, not a curated record.